Trichoplax adhaerens is the source of this 1467-nucleotide messenger RNA. RefSeq lists its product as uncharacterized. The record is from RefSeq and is a predicted model, not a curated record. The transcript has 4 exons. NCBI's taxonomy places the organism in Eukaryota, Metazoa, Placozoa, Uniplacotomia, Trichoplacea, Trichoplacidae. The coding region runs from base 1 to 1467 and encodes 488 amino acids.
AUGUUAUGCUCAGGUGCAGCUAAAAUCUCUUUGUUUUGCAUUAGCAGGCAACCUCAUGGAGAUCAGCCAUAUAUUGAAAAUUUUACUGAACCUAGUGAUGGAAAGCUACAAUAUAGUAAUCAAAAGGUUAUAAGGUACUAUGAACGUAAAGUCCAUAAUUUAAAAUCUAAUUACUGGGAAUCUCAAAUGAAAGAGGCUAUCGAGAAUAAGCAACUUUGCCUUGUUAUUGGUGAAGUUAGGAGGUAUCCAGAUAAUUUGGGCUCUACAAAGGGUAUACUUGGCCAUUACAUAUCAUUUUCAGUUGAUGUUAAUGACGAAGUUAUCAAAAAGCUUCAAUAUAUAGGGAUAUCAUCAGCUGGCACUGAGUUUAUAAGAGGGAAAUUAUUGGAAAGAUUUGAGGGUAUUAUCACAGGUAUCCCGGAUGUUGUUCCUAAAGAAAAUAUUAUAUCAUAUCUUCACCAGAUCACAUCUACAAAAUCAUCUCAUUUAAGUACAAUCAAUCUCACAAACGGGAAUAAAAUCCCAGCAGCUGGUUAUAUUUCCAACAAAAGAUUGAUUUUUGUUUAUGGAUAUAAAGUGCCGCAAUCAAAAGCAUGGAUUGAUAAAGCAAUUAGUAUUAGCUCUUACGUAGAAUAUAAUAGUGCCGAUAAGGUUCCCUAUAUCGAUGAUUUUAUUGAACCUGAUGAUGGAAAACUUAUUUUUAGAAAGAAUGUUGUAUACAAAUAUUUUGAAAGAAAGGUCUACGAUUUAAUGGGAUCUUGGGAAGAAGGCACUCAAAAUGCUCUUAAACAUAGACAAUUAUUUUUAAUUAUUGACGGUGUCAGAAGAUAUCCAGAUAACAACGGUAUUAAUAAAGCACCAAGAGGAUUCUUUCUAACAUUUUCUAUCAUCUUCGACGAGGUUCAAGCUAGACAAAUUGAGUAUGUAAACAUUAAGCGUACCAGUAGCAGUAUUAAGAAAGGAAUUAACGGUCAAUCGAUUGAUUGCUAUAGCGCUAGAGUCAAAGGCUUAUGGUCACCUAAUCCUAUACCUGUUGGUGAUGUGAAUACUUACUUAUCCAAGCUAAUAUGGCAAAAUCUUGCCAAUGUGGGAUACAUGAGAAAUAAUAACGGUCUAACGAUAAAAAUUAACAAGUGCACUAGUGUUAAAGGAAAUCUUAUGGUUUAUGGAUGUUGUCUAAAACCAUUAAGACAUGGCCAAGAUGUUCAAUGUAAUUUACCGCCAUCUCCAUCUGCACCGGUUGAAGAUCCAGCCACAAAUAAUGAUAAAGAUUCGUCAGUCGAUUUUGAGCUUACUAAUGAAGCCCCAAUUAAGAUGCAAAAUUCUAAUACUACUAAUGCAUCACAUACCAUAGUGGAAUCAGAACAAGAUGUCAACGUGUUUCAUUUAUUUAUUAACAUUCUCAAACAAUACGGGACCGACAAUGAAAAAUCACUAGGAUGGAGCGGUAAACCCUAUUCUUGCUAA